Eutrema salsugineum is the source of this 1781-nucleotide messenger RNA. Its product is annotated as probable inorganic phosphate transporter 1-5. Gene Ontology annotation, biological process: transmembrane transport; phosphate ion transport. Lineage: Eukaryota; Viridiplantae; Streptophyta; Magnoliopsida; Brassicales; Brassicaceae. Gene Ontology annotation, molecular function: phosphate transmembrane transporter activity. The transcript has 3 exons. Gene Ontology annotation, cellular component: membrane. Bases 1 to 1632 code for a protein of 543 amino acids. The record is from RefSeq and is a predicted model, not a curated record.
AUGGCAAAGAAAGGGAAAGAAGUUUUGAACGCUUUGGAUGCGGCCAAAACGCAGAUGUACCAUUUCACAGCGAUUGUAAUCGCGGGUAUGGGUUUUUUCACUGAUGCUUACGAUCUCUUUAGCAUCUCUCUCGUCAUAAAGCUACUUGGCCGCAUAUACUAUCAUGUUGAUGGCUCCAAGAAGCCUGGAACGCUCCCUCCAAACGUUGCUGCCGCUGUUAAUGGUGUCGCCUUUUGCGGUACCCUCGCUGGCCAGCUCUUCUUCGGUUGGCUCGGUGACAAACUUGGCCGCAAGAAAGUUUACGGUAUUACCUUGAUGGUCAUGGUACUCUGUUCGCUUGGGUCGGGUCUAUCAUUUGGUCACUCGGCUAACGGAGUGAUGGCCACGCUCUGUUUCUUCCGGUUCUGGCUCGGUUUCGGCAUAGGCGGCGACUACCCACUCUCAGCCACCAUCAUGUCGGAAUAUGCCAACAAGAAAACACGUGGCGCAUUUAUAGCCGCAGUUUUCGCUAUGCAAGGCUUUGGAAUCUUGGCCGGAGGAAUCGUGUCACUCGUCGUCUCAAGUGCGUUUGACCACGCGUUUGACGCACCAACCUAUGAGGUUGAUCCGGUUAGGUCCACUGUACCGGAGGCGGAUUACGUGUGGCGGAUUGUGCUCAUGUUUGGAGCUAUCCCUGCGUUGCUAACUUAUUAUUGGCGUAUGAAGAUGCCUGAAACCGCUCGGUAUACCGCUCUUGUUGCUCGGAAUACCAAACAAGCCGCCGCCGAUAUGUCUAAGGUGCUUCAAGUGGAUAUAAUAGCAGGAGAAGUAGAAGUAGAGUCAAAUCCAUCAUCUUCUUCAUCAAAACCAAACUCCUUCGGCUUAUUCUCCAGAGAAUUCGCUCGCCGUCACGGCCUCCACCUCAUCGGCACAACCACGACGUGGUUCCUCCUCGACAUCGCCUAUUACAGCAGCAACCUCUUCCAAAAGGACAUUUACUCCGCCAUCGGAUGGAUUCCCGCCGCCGAGACCAUGAACGCAAUCCACGAGCUCUUCACCGUCUCCAGAGCUCAAACCCUAAUCGCUCUCUGCGGCACCGUCCCCGGUUACUGGUUCACCGUCGCGUUCAUCGAUUACCUCGGCCGAUUCUUCAUCCAAUUGAUGGGAUUCAUCUUCAUGACCGUCUUCAUGCUCGCUCUCGCCAUCCCUUACGAUCACUGGAGGCGUAGAGACAAUCGAAUCGGUUUUUUGGUCAUGUAUUCGUUGACUAUGUUCUUCGCGAAUUUCGGGCCUAAUGCGACGACGUUUGUUGUCCCUGCUGAGAUUUUUCCGGCGAGGCUUCGAUCUACUUGUCAUGGGAUAUCGGCGGCGUCUGGUAAGGCGGGAGCGAUUGUUGGAGCUUUUGGGUUUCUUUACGCGGCGCAGAGCUCGGAUCCGGAGAAGACUGAUGCUGGUUAUCCGCCGGGGAUCGGAGUUAGGAAUUCGCUGUUGAUGCUUGGUGGUGUUAAUUUCUUGGGGAUUGUUUUCACUCUGUUGGUUCCGGAAUCGAAAGGGAAGUCUCUCGAAGAGCUUUCGAGAGAGGAUGAGGAGCAAAUCGGCGGCGAUGCGGCGGAGAUGGGCGUAGCUAAUACCGGUAGAACAGUCCCGGUUUGAUUUUUUGCUUCUUUUUGUGCCUUGUAAUUACUCGAUACAAGGAGUGCCUUGAAUAAAGAUUCUAAUUUUGAGUCUUCUAUUUGUCUCCAUCAACGAGCCUAUGUUUCUGUGUUCAUACACAUCUCUGUUUCCUCUUUCCCAACUUUUUG